Mercenaria mercenaria is the source of this 4958-nucleotide messenger RNA. Its product is annotated as NAD kinase-like. Lineage: Eukaryota; Metazoa; Mollusca; Bivalvia; Venerida; Veneridae. The record is from RefSeq and is a predicted model, not a curated record. Gene Ontology annotation, molecular function: NAD+ kinase activity. Bases 461 to 2425 code for a protein of 654 amino acids. Gene Ontology annotation, biological process: NAD+ metabolic process; NADP+ biosynthetic process. The transcript is spliced from 10 exons.
AUCAAUGAUUUAUAUUUUUGCUUGAAAGCACAAGUCAUUUAUUUGAUUUUCGGAUCCUGGUUUUCAUCAUUAUUUACGAAUAUGACUUUGACUCGGGUCAUCAGUUUUAUGAAGAGAUUUUAGUUGUAUACCAACAUUAAACAUGCUUAUUUUAUAGCAAGAGCUUUGUGAAAGAAAAUAAUUUUAAUGGAUGUUAUUUAACAUGCUGGGAAACAGUUCAUUUCAUGUUUGUAAUCUUUGUACCGAGGUUGUACAGAAUGUUUUUUAUUUGUCAGUACAAUAUAAAGACAUAAAACUUGCAAAAGAAUAUGGUUGCCUGACCAGAAAAGUAUAUGUCUAAGUUUACAUCAGGAGAAAAUUUAAGAUAUAUAUAGUAUAGGGACAUAGUAUACUGAAAAAGAAAUUUAAGAUAGUAUUUAAGCUACAGUAGCUAUGGUUAAAUAUAAAAAUAGUGCAUGACAUGGAUAAGAAUAAUAAUCAGACAGAAAAAUCAGAUUGCGAGGUCAUAUAUAGGGGACAUGGUGGGAAUUAUCAAAGUGGAAGUACUUGCGCUGAUAAAGGUUGCUCGCAUUUUUCAUCUGGUGGUUUAAAUGAACAGGAGUCAUUACUGAGUGAUGGGGGAAGAAAAUAUGAGGAUCGUAGGAGCGGGCUUGUGCAAGAAACUGAGAUGAGAAAAAAAUUGCAAAAUCCGAUUUCUAGUCAGCUUUUGGACAUAAAGGAAGAAAUAGGUGGAAAUAGCGUUAGAGCAAGUAAUAAGAAGGAAAUGUGUGAUCCGUCGGUACUUGAAGAUAAGGGGACAGAAAAGGGGUCAGCGAUAAGGCCGUUGUUGGGAUUCCAAAAGCAUGGCAAGGAUGUAACAGACAUUGGAAUGACUCGGGAACAUGAAUUAACACACUUCAUAGUGACAGAAAAAGAUAACAAAACUCGGAAACUUUUAAAAAAGCAGUCUGUUCAGAAGAUGGUUGAACUAAAUGGUAACAUUAAAGAUAACUUUGUGGAACACAUGGUUGAUCUUGCGGAUCAAGCUGAACAAGAUAAUUGGAUCAACAGUCUCCCGGGGAGAAUCUAUACAGACACCAAGUCAUCACAGUAUCAAACAUCAGAUAACAAUGAUUGUUCCGAAUGUAAUGUACCGGAUAGGGAAAAUUCUGAAGACUGCAAAUCUGUAGAAGAUAUUGUAUCAAGGAAAAAGAAUUAUUUUCGGGAAAAGUCACAAAGCUCCAAUACUUUGAUAUGUAAACCUGGAAAAAGGGAUGUGGUGGUACCAAAAGUGGAAGUGGAAAAGUCUUCACAGGUUAUAGAAGCUAGGCCAAAAUCUCACCAUUUUCUCUGGACUAUUCCAGAUCCAGGGAGUCAAAAGUUAAACUGGCAUAAACCUCCACUGACUGUAUUGGUUGUGAAGAAAAUAUACGAUGAGGCUGUGCUUGGUCCAUUCAAAGAUCUCAUUCAAUGGCUUAUUGAGGUGCGGAAGAUGAUUGUAUACCUAGAGAGUAAUGUCCUCGAAGAUGGUAUACUGGCGAAUGAUAGUAUAUUUAUUAAAUAUAAGAGCAGGCUUCAAACAUUUAGAGAAGCGAAAGAUGAUCUCACAGACAAGAUAGAUUUCAUAAUCUGUCUAGGAGGAGAUGGUACAUUAUUACAUGCAUCCACAUUAUUCCAGCAAAGUUGUCCCCCUGUAAUGGCAUUUCACCAAGGUUCUCUGGGAUUUUUAACACCAUUCAACUUCGACAACUUUGAGUCUCAAGUUGAACAGGUUCUGGAUGGAAAUGCGUCUCUGUUGCUUAGAUACCGGUUAAAGUGUGUGAUAUGUAAAGAAGAUUCAGAGCUUGGAAGGGUAUCAAGAAUAAAAAAUAUAGAUAGUUCUUCACCUUGUGGCAGGUCACAAAUAUUGGUAUUGAAUGAGGUUGUAGUGGACCGUGGUUCAUCAUCUUUCAUUUGUAACAUAGAUGUAUAUGUUGAAGGUCGUCUUGUCACUUCUGUACAAGGAGAUGGUCUUAUCAUAUCUACACCGACAGGAAGUACAGCAUAUGCAGUUGCAGCUGGUGCGUCAAUGAUCCAUCCAAAUGUCCCGGCAAUUAUGAUCACACCCAUUUGUCCGCAUUCAUUAUCAUUCCGACCAAUUGUUGUUCCUGCUGGUGUUGAAUUAAAGAUAAUGUUGUCCCCAGAUGCACGUAACUCUGCAAUGGUUUCAUUUGAUGGCAGAAAUAGACAAGAAAUUAGACAAGGAGAUAGUGUUCGUAUAACCACUGCCCAGUUUCCACUACCAGCAAUAUGCGCCAAGGACCAGAUUGAGGACUGGUUUGACAGAUUAGCUGAAUGUCUUCACUGGAAUGUCAGAAAACCCCAGAGAUCUUUAGACUCUUCCCGCAAUACCAGUGACUCUAACAUCCCAAAUAAUGAUGUGUUCCAUGAAGAGCAUGGCUCUUGACCAAUCAAUGUAGUUCUCAUGGGUUUACCUGACCAAUCAGAAGCUGAGGCAAGGAAGUAGCUGACCAAUGGCUUUCCAGGAACAAUAUUUGAAAAUUCAAAAAUUUCUAAUUGAAAGCUGGCUUUCAAUGCUCAUUAAAAUACAUUCUUCUAAACAUGAAUCAUGUAUAAUUUUGAAAACCUGACUUAUUUAUAAUGGCUGUUAUUGAUUAUAAUGGAAUCACACAUAAGCAGAGGUUCAACAUGUUCAAUGGAUCAUUUACGUAUAAGUUUUAUUUAAGGUAGCAGACCUGUAUUUAAAAUUGGUAAUUUCCAUUUGAUUUCAUUUUCUACAUAUGUAAUUACUGCAUUCUCUAGUUUUUAAUGGGCGAAAAACGCCAAAAUAACAGACAAGAAUAUGAAAUUUGUACGUAAAUUAACGAUCGUUGUGACAGGCCCACUAUCUUAUAGAUAACAAGUGUUAAAUGUCUGAUGUAGAAUAUCUGUUAAAAUUGAACCCGGUUACAAGUUGUUUCUAGAUUUAUCUGUAGUUCUUGUUAUAGCAGACUAUAUUUACAUGUUUAGACAUAGAAUAUCUGUUGAAAUGGAACCCAGUAGCAUAUUGGUAAUUUUGUUUGUAACAUUUUUUAAAACAGACAGUUUUUAUUCAUAGAAAUAUUUUCCAAAGAUGCAGUUUUUUAUUUGUAGAAAUAUUUUCCAAAGAGAAAGAUGCAGUUUUUUAUUCGUAGAAAUAUUUUCCAAAGAGAAAGAUGCUUUUGAUUUGUCUUCAGGUAGUUGACACUGUAUGACAGUUGGCUGUUUUUAUGUGAUGGCAUAUUCUUGACUGUGAUUUUAGUAUUCUUUGGGGAUUUAUGUAACACAUAUGAGCCAUGCCAUGAGAAAACCAACGUAGUGAGUUUGCAACCAGCAUGGAUCUAGACCAGCCUGCGCAUCCGCGCAGUCUGGUCUGGAUCCAUGCUGGUCGCAAACUCACUAUGUUGGUUUUCUCAUGGCACGGCCCAUAUGAAUGCCAUCACUGUAGCUUGUAUGAGCAUAUGGCUUUCUGUACUAACCAACGAAUGUUUAAAGCAUGUAUAGAGAAUGUGUAUGACAUCAAAAACUGCCAAUUUAGGUCCACAACAUUAGGUCAUUUAAGGUUAAAAAAAAAGAAUGAAAUGGAAUCAGUGAUACCAAUAUUUUACUGGGUUUAUCCGUGAUGUAUCACAUUUACAAGUUUUGAAAUUAGCCAAAUUAUUGGUUAGGUAUGUAAGACAUAUUCUUUGACCCUUACCAUGCUGGACACCAUUGGUUUUGCCUUUGUGACCAGUGUAAAACAUGAUCAGCCUGCACAUUUGUGCAGUCUGAUUAUGAUCUGCAUUGUUCGCCAUUCAGUCAGUAUCUUUUAGAUAAUCACCCCCUUUUAACAGUUAAUAAUACUGUCCAAAUUGAAAGAUGGACAAGUUUACUGUGAAAUCAUUUAAUUUCGUCGGCACGAAAUUUCGUGGUUUUGACCAAAAUGGCUGUUUCGUGGGGACGUAAAUUCAUGGAUUUUCAAUUUUUGAAAAAAAAAAAAAAAUCAAAAAGAAAUCAUAAUUUCCACAGGAAUAGAUCUACUAGUACUUCUGUCCAUACAUGUGAAACAUACACUUGUCAAACAGCGCUACCAUGGUUACCGAAUUUGCAAUCAACGCCGCGGGAGAUUAGCGAGUGAUCAUGUUCCAGUUAACGACUGCGUUAUCUAGAAUUAUACGAACCCUAAUUUGUAAAACUUUUUAGAACUCUGAAAUAUUCAAUGAGAAAAGUCGGCGCCAAUUAAAAAGUGUCAAAACCGUAGCACCUUGCACAAUUAGCAUUCAUAAUCGAAACAAAUUAAAGAUUUAAAUAAUGUAGUGCUAGUAUAACCAUAAUAAUUCUUACAUAAACUAUUAUAAACUGGUCCGACUUUUUUUUUGGCAAAAGGAAUGCGCAUCUGCAUCUAAAAUUACAAGCUGUUGAACUUGUGCAUGUGUUAUUUCCUGCCGAGAAACGUGUAAUCUGGAUUAGGUAUAAAUGCAUCGGAUACAAAUCUUACAAUUAAUAUGUAAUAUUUAAUAGUUCCAAAGUCAUAGUAUUUUACUACAUGUCAUUGAAAUAAGGGCUAGAGUAUAAACAUUGCAUAGCGGGGCCGUAAAAAAUCAUAUAACAGCCGUAUUAUAGUGUAGCUGGCACCUGACGCUACGUCAAACUUCUUUAUUAUCCCCCGCCGAUGAAAUCGGGAGGGGGGUAUUGAAAUGGCGUUGUCCGUCCGUCAGUCCGUCCGUCCGUCCGUCCGCAGCCAUUUCUCAGUAACUACUUGGUAGAAUUUCAUGAAACUUGAAAUAAACAUGAACCAACAUACUGCGAUGAUGCCCGUCAAGUUUUUUUUUUGAUUGGUCAAUUUCCCUCAGAGUUAUUGCCCUUGAUUUAAUAAAAAAUGUCUGUCUGCAGCUAUUUCUCAGUAACUAACAGGUAGAAUUUCAUCAAAUUUGAAAUAGACAUGAACCAAGAUACUGCGCUGAUGCCCAUCAAGUUUUUUU